CGCAGUAGGGGGAGCAACAGCCUCUAUGAAAAACAACAACAAUCACUACAGCAGGGCCAGGGAAAAGUGAUGGCUCCGUGAAGCCCCACACUUCUGGCCAUUAUCACAGUCACAGUCCCAGCUCAACUGCUGCUAUUUCUACCGGAGCUUUAUAUGUCGAUGGUGCCGAGUCCAUGAACUUGGCCAGUCAAAGCGGGGACGCUGGCGGUAGCCAGCUCCUCUUCGCCAACUUUAACCAGGACAACACGUCCUUAGCUGUUGGCACCAAAUCAGGAUACAAGUUUUUCUCCCUGUCUUCUGUGGACAAAUUGGAGCAGAUAUAUGAAUGUACGGACACAGAGGAUGUGUGUAUUGUGGAGCGGCUGUUCUCCAGCAGCCUGGUGGCCAUUGUCAGCCUGAAGGCCCCCAGGAAGCUCAAAGUCUGUCACUUCAAGAAGGGAACUGAGAUCUGCAACUACUCCUAUUCCAACACCAUACUGGCUGUCAAACUCAACAGACAGAGACUGAUUGUGUGUCUGGAGGAGUCACUGUACAUUCACAACAUCCGAGACAUGAAAGUGCUGCACACUAUCAGAGAGACUCCACCUAACCCUUCAGGAUUGUGUGCCCUUUCCAUCAGCAAUGAUAACUGUUACCUGGCGUACCCAGGCAGUGCUACGAUAGGAGAGGUUCAAGUGUUUGACACCGUCAACCUGCGAGCAGCUAAUAUGAUUCCAGCCCACGACAGCCCGUUAGCGGCUCUGGCUUUCGAUGCCAGUGGAACAAAACUGGCCACAGCCUCAGAGAAGGGCACAGUCAUUCGUGUCUUCUCUAUCCCAGAGGGACAAAAGCUCUUUGAGUUUCGGCGAGGAGUCAAAAGGUGUGUGAGCAUCUGUUCAUUGGCGUUCAGUAUGGAAGGCCUGUACCUGUCAGCCUCCAGCAACACAGAGACGGUCCACAUCUUCAAAUUAGAAACACAGAAGGAGAAGUAUGUGCCUGCGGAGGAGCCCACCACAUGGGGAGGCUACCUGGGCAAGGUCCUGAUGGCAUCCACCACCUACCUACCAUCCCAGGUCACGGAGAUGUUCACCCAGGGGCGAGCCUUCGCCACCGUACGUCUGCCAUUCUGCGGACACAAGAACAUCUGCGCUUUAGCUGUGAUUCAGAAGAUUCCCAGGUUGUUGGUUGCAGCGGCUGACGGUUACCUGUAUCUGUACAACCUGGAUCCACAAGAAGGAGGGGAAUGCACACUUAUGAAGCAGCACAGGUUAGACGGCAGUGCUGAAGCACCCAAUGAGAUCCUUGAGCAGGGGUCACAUGACCGCCCACUUGUGGCCCAAACCUACAGUGCUGCUGUCACUAAAGGUUACUGCGAAGAGCAGGGCGCCGUAGGAGGUGCAGGCCUAGAGGAUGACCUCAAUGACUUGCGCUUAGAGGAAGAGAAUGAGCAACCGCCACUCAUCCUUGAAACUGACUGACUUUACGAACGGCUGUACCCACCAAUCAGAGGGCUCCUCUGGUGCUGCUAUGAACAUGUGACACAAGGGGGGGCAGGGGCAGGAUCAAAGACGAAAGGGGGGGCUGUGUUUUUAAACGCUGAAAGCGUUCAAGAGCCUGUCAGUCUUUCUGUGAGUUAGUCUGUUCACAUCCAUGUCUAUCUUUUUCUUCCCUCCUCCUUCCUUCCUUUCUUUCGCUUCCUUUUCCCUCAGUUUCGCCUGCGCAGGCCAAACUGAAGCUUUGCAUGUAAACGUGCCAACCGCUAAAAACAUGCUCCAAUGUGAAAACGAGUAUCUGUGUGUGUGCAUAUUGGACAUUUGAUCAUAAAAAAAAAAAAAAUGUAGCUGUGUCUCCACUGAAGACACACACACAGAUGCAAGCACUGUGUAAAAUGAAAGUGAUUGUGUAAGUGCCUCUCUGCCCCAGUGUCAUGGUUUCGUCUGUCUGAGAGGGGGAUCUCUUUGCAUUGGCUUAAUAAAACCUAUUUUCAGUUGUUGGAUCUUAAUCGACAGGUGUGUACUAUCUUUUCUAACCCCUUCCUCUCUCGCAUACAGUCACACACUGUCCUGCGAACAGUGUGGCAUCAGUCGAGUUUACCCUUAAAAGAAUGAUUCAGAAGCUUUUGGCAUGAGGCAGAGGUGUUUGUGAACAAGGGUGUGUGUUUGUGCAUUCAUGCUGAGAUCUCAUUUGUGUGUGUUUGCUGGGCAUGUACAUUAGCAAAACAGUGAGUAAUUAGCCUCCACCUCUCCCUGCUCACUUUUACCUCAUCCAAACAGAGGCUCGGUGGAGCUCCCCGCCCUCUCCCCCGCCUCCUCAGGCCUGCAGUCAUUGGUUGAUUUUAAACUCUGGUAUUAAUUAUCUUUUUAAAAUCUACAUAAUCAUAACCAAUGAUGUGUCAUGCGUAUGAAAACAUGCAUGGUGGUGUUGAUGUGCUACUGUGUCCAUACAUCAGAGAUAUGUGGGUGGUGAAGAUCAGUUAAAGUCAGGCAGCAGAUCAGUGGAGACAGGCGGGAAGCUGUCAGUGACAGGUCCUCAGUGACAGACUCCUCUUACUCCUCAUCCUACUGUAUCUCUACUCUGUAAUAACUAGAUGUGGCAAGAUAUCACUGUACCAUAUUGUCAGGUUAUGACUUCAAGGCUCUGGGAUAGCGGGUGGCCAUUGAGUAAACUGUGGAUUAUGAUUUGAUAGAUUGGAGGCUCAGGCUGAGCCUCAACAACUGGUCCAGGAUGCUGCAUGAUUCCCCAUUAAUCCUUUGGUGUCUGAAGUCACUAAAUAAGGAUUAGCCAUGGGAUUUUUGGAGUGUCAGGCAUUUUCUAAUGAUUUUGUAUAAAAUGUGAAACAUUCAUCUGAAACUAAAAUGAAAAUAAAUUCCAUGUUGAUGUAUGAGA
Lates calcarifer (barramundi perch) is the source of this 2865-nucleotide messenger RNA. It is a transcript of the gene wipi2, whose product is annotated as WD repeat domain, phosphoinositide interacting 2. The transcript has 12 exons. Gene Ontology annotation, molecular function: phosphatidylinositol-3,5-bisphosphate binding; phosphatidylinositol-3-phosphate binding; protein binding. Gene Ontology annotation, cellular component: cytosol; phagophore assembly site membrane; extrinsic component of membrane. NCBI's taxonomy places the organism in Eukaryota, Metazoa, Chordata, Actinopteri, Centropomidae. Gene Ontology annotation, biological process: nucleophagy; protein localization to phagophore assembly site; protein lipidation. The coding region runs from base 174 to 1457 and encodes 427 amino acids. The record is from RefSeq and is a predicted model, not a curated record.